Boleophthalmus pectinirostris (great blue-spotted mudskipper) is the source of this 3546-nucleotide messenger RNA. RefSeq names its product nucleosome assembly protein 1-like 1 (gene nap1l1). Lineage: Eukaryota; Metazoa; Chordata; Actinopteri; Gobiiformes; Gobiidae. Gene Ontology annotation, biological process: nucleosome assembly. The transcript has 16 exons. The record is from RefSeq and is a predicted model, not a curated record. Bases 169 to 1332 code for a protein of 387 amino acids. Gene Ontology annotation, molecular function: histone binding; chromatin binding. Gene Ontology annotation, cellular component: chromatin; nucleus.
AGGUGGGACGUAUAUGAGUGCAGGCGGCGGGCUCUAGGUCCCUUUUACCGCCAUCAGAGCGGACUGGCUUCUCUUUGCACCGGGACCGACACACUAUCACCGCAGCAGCCGCCUUUCCUGCUCCAUCCUCCGGCCAAACAGCGCAGCUUCACUUUAGACUCAGCAAAGAUGGCAGACAUGGACAACAAAGAGCAGGCCGAGAUGGACCCUGCAGAUAUGGAAGACGUGGAAGAAGUGGAGGAAGAAGAGACCGGAGAAGACGUCAACAGCAAAGUCAGUCGUUUGACGGUCCAGAUGAUGCAGAACCCACAGAUCUUGGCCGCGCUGCAGGAGAGACUCGACGGGCUCAACGGCUCCCCCUCAGGAUACAUCGAGAGUUUACCGAAGGUGGUGAAGCGCCGUAUCAACGCUCUGAAGAACCUGCAGGUGAAGUGCGCUCACAUCGAGGCAAAGUUUUAUGAAGAAGUCCACGAGCUCGAGAGAAAAUAUGCCGCCCUCUACCAGCCGCUCUUCGACAAGAGGAGCGAGAUCGUCAAAGCUGCCUACGAGCCCACAGACGAAGAGUGCGAGUGGAAAGCUGACGAUGAGGAAGAGCUCACAGUAAGUAAACAGGAGGAGAUGAAGGAGAAGGCGAAGUUGGAGGAGGAGAAAAAGGAUGAGGAGAAAGAAGACCCCAAAGGAAUCCCAGAGUUCUGGCUCACGGUGUUUAAGAACGUGGACCUGCUCAGCGACAUGCUCCAGGAACACGAUGAGCCUAUCCUUAAACAUUUACAAGAUAUCAAAGUGAAAUUCUCAGAUCCAGGGCAGCCCAUGAGUUUUACAUUAGAAUUCCACUUCGAGCCAAAUGACUUCUUCUCGAACACAGUCCUCACAAAGACGUACAAAAUGAGGUCUGAGCCGGACGAGAGCGACCCCUUCUCCUUCGACGGCCCAGAGAUCAUGAGCUGCACAGGUUGCACGAUCGAGUGGACGAAGGGCAAAAACGUCACAUUGAAAACAAUCAAGAAGAAACAGAAGCACAAGGGGCGCGGCACCGUCCGGACAGUGACCAAGACUGUGCCCAACGACUCCUUUUUUAACUUCUUCACUCCUCCAGAGGUGCCAGAAAACGGAGAGUUGGAUGAAGACUCAGAGGCGAUCCUGGCCGCAGACUUUGAGAUCGGUCACUUUAUUCGUGAGAGAAUCGUUCCUCGGGCCGUUCUCUACUUCACAGGAGAGGCCAUCGAGGACGACGACGACGAUUACGAUGAGGAGGGAGAGGAAGCAGAUGAUGAGGAAGGAGAGGAGGAGGCCGAUGAAGAAAAUGACCCAGACUACGUUCCUAAGGUUUAAGUGAUCACUGUAGAAUUACCUGUCCUGAAAGACGCCCCUCCAGCCGAAUGCAAGCAGCAGUGAAGCGAGCCGCUGCCUUGAGAAUCUCCAACUUCUCUAAACGAAACAAAAAAAAUUAAAAAAAACAACUUAAAAAAUAGUUACUUACGCCUUAUAAUGUUUUGUAUUUUUCUUGGUAGAGAAUUUGAAGUAAAAAAAAAAUGAUUUCAAGAUUUUUGUUAUACGAAAACUCAUGGUAACAUACUGGGAGCUCCGGCUCGUAUAUAGUAUUUUAUUAUUCUAUAUAGACUUGUUCCUCUCUUCUGUACAAUAGAGACGUGCACUGCAAAAACACGGAGAUGAAAUGACUCAAGUUUAGAAAAUUUGGCUUUUUGAGAAGUUUUGUCUCGGUUUAUUUAAAUUAUUUGACUAAAAUAAUUUAAAAUCUUGGUAAAAUCUGCCGUUUGCUUUAUUUUGGCUCAAAUUUAAAGCUGAAAAACACAACUAUACCUCCACCUGCUCGGCUCUGUGGACAUUUUACCGCUUUGUUUAUGUUCCGCAAUAUGGCAUUUGGCUUUAUCUCCGUGGAGACGAGCCGCUGACGCCGCCGGGGCCGAGUUAAAGGUCAGAUCUGUGCAGAGGCGAGCCCACGCGCAGUAAGGACAGCACGUUUUCGAGGCGUUUUAUCGGCGCUUAAAACGCCAUAACUGAACAAAUAGGGUUUCGAAGUUUAAUGCCAGACUGCGGAACAUUCCAGACGAGGCCAUAACAUCUCCGCGGUGAAGAGGAGGUGCGGAAUUCCCAUCAGAAAAGCCACAGAGUUCACCUUUUUAAUGCGUUUUUUGAUCAUAUUUUCCUGUCAAAUCGGGUCAAUUUUGCUGCGUAACUUUUCUGCUUUAGGGCCCAUCGCCUGCUUGUUGCUAUAGUUACCUCGUUGUUGAGCCUGGAAUGUUCCGCAGUGUGACUUAAACACCUCUAGUUUACAUUUAUUCAAUUCGAAGUGGUUUUAAAGCUCAAAAACGCUUACAAAAUCGCAAAAAAUUCUAACUUUGCGUCGUCGUCUCAACGCAGAUCUGACCCACAACUUGGUUUCCACGACGAUAAAGGUUUAAUGCCAUACUGCGGAACAUUCCAGACGAGACCAUAACAUCUCUGCGGUGAAGAGGAGGCGCGAAAUUCCCGUCAGAAAAGCCGCAGAGUUCACCUUUUUAAAUCAAUUUUUCAUCGCAUUUUCGUGUCAAAUCGGGUCAAUUUCGCUGCGUAACUUUUCUCGUUUUGGUUCCGUCGCCUGCCUGUUGCUAUGGAGACGUCAUUGCUCAGCCUGGAAUGUUCCGCACUGUGACAUUAAACACCUCUGGUUUACGUUUAUUCGAUUCGAAGCGGUUUUAAAGCUCAAAAACGCCUAGAAAAACGCAAAAAUUCUGACCGUGCGGCGUCGCCUCAACGCAAAUCUGACCCGCAACUUUGGUUUCCACGACGAUAGAAAGGUUUAAUGCCAUACUGCGGAACGUUCCAGACAAAGCGAUAAGUCGUAAUACCACGGAGAAAAGCGUUUGAUGGAUCCUCGGCCAAAAAAAGUUGCACAGUGCAGCUUUAUAAAUCAGAACUGGCCAAAACUGCUGUAAAACGGUCGAACGUUCUGAAUUUGAGUCGUUUUAAUCGCGUUUCCGUGUUUUUUCUUUGCAGUGCAGGGGGCAAAAGCAUGAACUACUAUCACUGCUAAAACUAGUUUGGGUUCUCGUGAAGUCUUUUGUUGUUUUUGAUCUUAGACAACAGCUGUUAGCUCGAAUGCUACGUGGCUUAAAAUUUAAGAAUUCAAAACCGGUCAUUCCUGAACCCGGGAUCGUCCUGUGCGACCAUCUCAUAUUCCCACUUUCACUUUCACUUUGACGUGUUUAAAAUCGGUUAUUGCAUUGUUAUUCCGAUGUUAUUACACUAUUAAAAGUAUUACAAUGGUUUUCUCGUAUCUGAAAGUACCAAAUUUAAGCUUUUUUUUGGAGCGUUUCUUGUAGCAUUUCCAUUAAAGGGACCCGUUACUCAGUUAUUUGGUCACUUCCUUUGGUUGAUUUUUGUUUUACUUUCCAAACUUUAAGACAUUCCAGUGACUAAAACUGGCAUCGACACUUGGAAAUUUCAGAUUUUUAGACCACACGGUGAAAAAAAUAUGUGCGAUCUUUCAAAAAUGAAUGUUAAAUAAAAUAAAAAUACAGUUCUUUCGGUGGAUUUUGAACAGAA